Messenger RNA from Myripristis murdjan (pinecone soldierfish), 4878 nucleotides. RefSeq names its product syntrophin, basic 1 (gene sntb1). The coding region runs from base 153 to 1802 and encodes 549 amino acids. The record is from RefSeq and is a predicted model, not a curated record. Gene Ontology annotation, cellular component: intracellular anatomical structure; dystrophin-associated glycoprotein complex; synapse. Lineage: Eukaryota; Metazoa; Chordata; Actinopteri; Holocentriformes; Holocentridae. Gene Ontology annotation, molecular function: structural molecule activity; protein binding. The transcript has 8 exons.
GACACUUGUCAAGUCCCGCAGCAAACUUCAGAGGGGCAAAGUCCAGCGUUGAGUGUGGGAAGAGAAACAGUGGGAGGUACAGAGUGAGGGAGCACAGUUUAAAAAAAAAAAUAAAAAAAAAUCACAUGCCAUUUUAAAGUAAUGCUCCAAAGAUGGCGGUGGUAAUAGCGACGGGAGUUUCGUGCGCCACGGGAGUGCAAAAAAGUGGAAUUGUGGAGGUUUUGGUGCGGGAGCGGUGGCACAAAGUUUUUGUCAACUUGAACGAGGAAGCGCUCACGUUAAGCUGCGAGGAGACCGGCGUUAACGACAGCGCCGGCGACAAUGUCAACUCCAACGGCGUUACCAAUGGAUCUUACCAUGGCAACAACAACACCAACUCCAACAACAGCCCGCAGACCGUGCGCACCGCGUUCACGGACCUACCGGAGCGAGUGCCCGAGGCGAUCGCCAACAGAAAGCGGUGCGUCAAGGUGACCAAGCAAGAGGUCGGGGGGCUCGGGAUCAGCAUCAAGGGGGGGAAGGAGAAUAAAAUGCCCAUUCUGAUCAGUAAGAUAUUCAAGGGGCUCGCCGCGGACCAGACCCAGGCUCUGUAUGUCGGGGACGCCAUCCUGUCCGUGAAUGGCGUGAACCUGCGGGACGCGACCCACGACGAGGCUGUGCAGGCGCUGAAACGGGCCGGGAAAGAGGUGACUCUGGAAGUCAAGUACAUGCGCGAGGCCACCCCCUAUGUCAAGAAGGGCUCCCCGGUGUCAGAGAUCGGCUGGGAGACCCCCCCUCCGGAGUCGCCCCGCCUCGGCAGCCCUCUCCUCUCCUCCCGCUGUGACCCUCCCAGCCCUCCCCCUGCCCCCUCGCUGUCCCUGCAGGGCGACAGGAGGUGCAUACCGCUCAAGAUGUGCUACGUCACCCGAGCCCUGACCACACCGGACCCCGAGAACAGACAACUGGAGCUGCACUCGCCUGAUGCCAGACACACCGUGGUGUUGCGCUGCCCGGACCAGCCGUCUGCCCUGUCCUGGUUCUCGGCCAUGCACGCUGCCACCUCCGCCCUGGCCCAGCGGGUCCUCGCAGAGGUCGUCCAGAACACUGCCAGGACGGGGAUUGCUGGCAGCAAAGAGAUACGACACCUGGGAUGGUUGGCAGGGAAGACGGAGAGCGAGAAGCAGUGCUGGAAGCCGGUGUUGGUGGUGGUGACAGAGAAAGACCUGCUGCUGUACGACAGUCUACCGAGAGGCAAGGAGGCCUGGCAUAGCCCCGCACACACAUACCCACUGUUAGCUACACGACUGGUCCAUUCUGGCCCCGAGCGGGGGUCGCCUCACUCUGGUACAGAGCUGUACUUUGCCACCCGGACUGGCACACGUCUUGGCAUCGAGGCCCACCUGUUCCGGACUGAGACCACCAAGGAUCUGUCGCUGUGGACCAGACACAUUGUGAACGGGUGUCACGCCUCUGCUGAAAUGAUUAAAGAGGUUACUACUAGCUGUCUCUAUCGGGGUCAGGAGUGCCGGCUGGUGGUUCACUACGAGCAGGGCUUCUCUGUGCUGUCUGAGCCCAGCCAGGGGGAGGGACAGAAUGGGGAGGAGAGAGGAGCUCACACCCCGAGCAGGCCCAGAGUGCUCCUGUCCUACCCCUACGAGAAGCUGAAGAUGUCCUCAGAUGACGGAGUCCGCAUGCUCUUCCUCGACUUUGGAGGGAAGGAGGGAGAGAUUCAACUGGACCUCCACUCCUGUCCGAAGCCCAUCGUCUUCAUCCUCCACUCCUUCCUCUCGGCUAAGAUCUCCCGCCUGGGUCUGGUGGCCUGACAGACCCUUUAAAGGGACAUCUCCCUGCUUCGAAAGCAUAGACGUCCACCUUGCUCGUCCACCUCUCCGGGGUUCAGAUAUAUCAACUUCAACUUCUUCAGCCCAGGACCCAAGAUGAGAGAAUAUCGUCUCUUCCUGGAACCUCAUCAAGUUAUGACAGAGUUCUUGCAAUGUGUGGAAAAAACAGAAACCCUUUUUGGGGGUGUUCCCAACUCAUAGAUUAAUCAACACUGAGGUAUGCUGGACUUGUGGAGAUGCUUCAUCCAGAUUGGUUUUGUUUGGAGUGAAAUAUGCCCUUGACGAACAAGGUUUUUGAGGGAUAUCCGUCCCCAUUUAAGGGCUGCAUUGACUGAAGUGUUGAUUGAAGAACCUAAGAAGAAAACAAGUCACUGGACUGGAAGCAGAGUGAUGAUAUGAACAGAGAGAGGAGCGGAGAGAGAAGCACACCGAGAGGGACAGAUUUUUGGGCAUUAUUGUCACGUCCAGUCACAAUUAGAGCAGUAGGACAUGCAGCAGGUUCGAGAUGAAUCACUUGUAAUUCAAUCCAUGUCUGAUUCUGUCAAAAUGCACUGUAAUGGGCAACUGUGUACAAUCCAUUUACCAAUGAUAUAAUUUAUUCACCAUUAGCUCUAAAACAAAUAUCCUGACAUUCUACAUUUUACUGGGUUAUUUUUCUUCACCAAACACUUGUCACGUUGUGGGAAAUUUGUCUUUCUUAGUGUCCCCAGAAUGCCUCGUUAGCAUUGUCAGCAUUGAUCAUUGGAGCUGAGGAGCUCAAUCAGCCGCAGUUUCCCACAAUGUGACAUCCAACUAGAAUUCAACAUGUCACAGCAUCUCUCUAAGAGAGUUGACACUUUCAAAAUGUGCUCUGUGCUCAAAGCAUUUCAGUGAAUUUCAUUGAGUUCACUCCCUGAGUUGACUUACUGAGAGGGAUCUGAGGUCUACACCAAUGUCCAGAGGUCUAUAAAUCCAGAUAAAAACAUAUCCUGAUGAAAAAUCGAAAUGUGACAGCUUUUAUUUGGCAAUUUUAGUUUGGAAACUGCACCAUCUUCUCCCAUUACUGUUUCUUCUGAUAUGUUAACUUCCCUUUCUGUGGAAAUAUAGGGAUACUUAUGAUGGGGACAUGAACAUCCAAAAGAUCAGUUUAUCCUGAAUAUGACCUCACUGAGAUUAUGAGCACGUACAUAUGGCAUGGAUAAAUAUACUGAGGGCUCCCUAGAUUUGCUUGUGGAACUGUUUCACAAAAAAAAUAUGAAAACUAAACACUAAACUAAUGAUGGUGCAAUCACCCCAGCAAGUAUUAUGUAGCUGAAAAGUUUCAGUCAUUAGCAUGGUAGCCAUCUUAGGAGUCUUCAGGCUUUCAUUGGUCCUGCAGCAGCCAGCGCAGACUCAGUAGAACCAAAUCUGUAUACGCUACUGUCUGUCAAAUGGCUGGCUGUCAGGUCUUUCCUUGUGCCUUCAGAUGACUAAAAACAGAAUAAAUUAAAAAAAAAAAUUUACAGCAAUUUAUCAUAGACAUUGAAAUUUUGAAAGUGUCGCAAACAAUUUCUCACAUCACCCAGUACUUAAAGUAAUUUAAGAGUAUUGGAGGAAGUGGACAGUAAAUGACCUCUAUGAUGGCUGCAUUUGCAUAUGAUCAGAUCCACAAACAGUGGGUCUGUCUCAUUUGCAAGGAAGCUUCCGAGUCAGUAGCAUUUUUAGGAAAUAUGAUCGCUUAGGACUGCCUCAUUAUAGUAGCAAGCACAGGACACAUCCUAGUUGGGUUCCUUGAUUUGGCAACAUUUUAAGGAAACAUCAAGUGGUUCUUUCACUGUGUAGGAUUUCCAAUUAAAGCAAAAUUUAGCAUUGAUAGAGUGUUACCUGGGCAUGACGUAUCCUCAUCAGUUGUUUUGUGCUGCCCUGGGCUGCUAAUACAGAAUGAAGUCUCUCUAUUCACGUUCGUAGUGCAACAAAAAACCUCCCAAAACAACACUUUUACCACAAAAAUGUGUUAAAAAAAAAAAAAAACAAAACAUGGUGGAUUAUGCCCAUGUAAAAAACAACAAGUCCCGGAAUCCUUGUGUGUGUGUGUGUGUGUGUGUGUGUGUGUGUGUGUGUGUAUAAUUUCAAUUAUUUGUGAAAGUGCUAUCAGGUUGUUUCCUCCUGGCGAAAGGUUGCUUUGCGUAUGUCUCCUGCAGACACUACCCGCUAGAUAUACUUUCCAUUUCAUGUAAGAAGAAAAGAGCCUUUUAAUGCCCUAAAAAAUGGGUACCGGGACUGGUUGUUUUUUAUAUUCGCAAACUACACUUAGUUUGUGUUCCUUUAUGCUCGAAAAUUGUCAUUCUGGGGCUUGUUUUGUUGCGCUCUAGAAGUGAAUGGAGGAGCAGAUACAGUAUUGUGGAUUAGCAGUCCAGGGGAGCACAGAGCUACUAAUGAGGAUAUUUCACCACCAUGUGGACUCAUAACACCCGGGUAACCUCUGAAGCAUAGUCCUGCCAGAGGUAAGUGACCCGAUUCAGUGUUAGCUGGCCAGCUGUAAGGUAGCUAAUGAUUAUAUUUCUUUUUUUUUUUUACAUUCUAAUUUCAUGAAAGGGUUUAUUACUAUGGAAACCAGCAACACCACUCUCCAUGGAAUGGUUGUCGAAAAUUCAUGUAACCUUUUGGACAAAUUAGGUUCCUAAUAAGGACUGUUCCUAGCUGUGCCAAGGUGAUAGGAACCGCAGAGAUUCCAAGCCAGAAAUCUGUUUGCUUCUCUUCUUUAUUUAUGAACACAUACAAACACUUUUCAAUGACCAAUUAUGCACACAGUAACACUGCAAACAAUGAUUUACAUUUUUUAAUUACCACGGCAUAGAAGAAAUACAAUAAUCUGUUGCUAUGUUGGUACAAAAAGAUACUGGAGGUAUUGUAAUGCCUGGCAUACAGGACUUACUGUUAACCUCAGAUGGAAAAGUGGAAGAGCUCUAUGUGAAAAGGUUGCUUGAGAUGUAGAAUAAUCAGAUGCCUUUGGCAGCUACUGUGCUAUCACUCAGAAUGAUAAAGCUUAGUUUUUAACUCAGACGGUGCACAUAAAUCAUGUAUUUAACAAAAUGACAAA